AGCUGCGAAAUAGUCACUCUGCUGAAGCGCAAGUCUUUCUUUAGUGUUUUUUUUUUUCUUAGGUGUUGUUGUCGACAGGACGCACAUCUCGCGUUGCCAUCUACACGCCGAACUUAUAGUUUCCGAUAGCUAUCUUCUCUCACAGAAACGCCGAUCUUCUAGCAUUUUUAUCUCUCUUUGCAUCCCUUUUUUUUUCGCAAAAAUGAAUGUGAUGUCCCCGCCGUUUUAUGGGAAGGGCUACUCCGCCCAAAAUCCCCUGCUGCUGUGGGAGGUGACGCAGGAGCUGCAGGACGACAUGCGCGAUCAGAGCGACGACCUGCGCCGCCUCCUCGACACCGCCGGUUCCCUCCAGGGCGUGAUGGAGAGUACACGCGACAUGUACAACACCGUCCUCAAGGAGCGCGACGAGGCCUACCGCCGUCUGCAGGAUGCCGACUCGAAGCUGCAGCAGGUGGAGCACGUGGUGCGGCGCUAUGCCGAGGUGAAAGACCCGGUGGUGGCCAGCGACGGCUACACAUACGAGCGCACCGAGCUGACUCGCUACCUCAGCGACUGCAAGAAGUCGAACAGCAAGGCCUACUCCCAGCAGACCAAGGAGGAGUUGACGGAGGUGAUGGUCGACAACGUGUCGUUGCGUCGCCUCGCGGAGCUGCUGAAGGGCGUGCACACGGUCGAAGUACCGCAGCUGUCCAAACGCGUCCCGCUGUCCAACGGCGGCGGCAGCAACGACGGGCGGCGCAUGCGCUCGCGCUGGACGGACGAGGAUCCAUCUAUGGGCGGCAUGGCGCACGCGGAGAUGGGCGCCGGCACUGCAGGUCCGAUUGGUGGGGCAGGAGGCCGUGCAGGCAAUGGGAUGGCGAUGAACGCCAGCCACGGUGGGCGCCGCUUUGACCACGCCGGCAAGUUCAACAAGACUGGAGCGAACACGGAGAGCAAGGGUGGGCUGCACCCCUGCAUCCGCGUCUACGGCUUCUGCAACUUCGAGGACGACUGCACCUUCGCCAACUACCCCUACGAGGCCUGCCUGAAUCAUAUUAAGGGUAAGUGCCGCUUUGGCUCUACCUGCAAGGAGCUGCACGUCGACCCGCGCGAUCCGGCCUACCAAAACCCACGCAGCUUUGCGAACCACCAGCACCACCACGGCAACAGCAACGCAAACAGCGCUGGUGCUGCGGCGGCACAGACCGAGUCGAGCUCGCAGAAGUCCGAGGCGGUGAAGUCUGCGGAGCCGGUGGAAAAGACUUCUGCUGAGGACGCGGCCGCGGCGGAGCGGACAGCGAAGAAGGAGGAGAGCAACAGCAAGAAAGAGGAAGCGACUUGCGCUGCGCCUGCCACCACUGACAACGCCAAGUCGAAGGAUGAAUAA
Messenger RNA from Leptomonas pyrrhocoris, 1366 nucleotides. Its product is annotated as RNA binding protein. Gene Ontology annotation, molecular function: metal ion binding. Bases 203 to 1366 code for a protein of 387 amino acids. The record is from RefSeq and is a predicted model, not a curated record. Lineage: Eukaryota; Euglenozoa; Kinetoplastea; Trypanosomatida; Trypanosomatidae. The transcript has a single exon.